Messenger RNA from Limanda limanda (common dab), 3233 nucleotides. It is a transcript of the gene ptpdc1a, whose product is annotated as protein tyrosine phosphatase domain containing 1a. The record is from RefSeq and is a predicted model, not a curated record. Bases 192 to 2309 code for a protein of 705 amino acids. Gene Ontology annotation, biological process: cilium assembly; protein dephosphorylation. Gene Ontology annotation, molecular function: protein tyrosine/serine/threonine phosphatase activity. NCBI's taxonomy places the organism in Eukaryota, Metazoa, Chordata, Actinopteri, Pleuronectiformes, Pleuronectidae. The transcript is spliced from 10 exons.
AACACGUCAGGUUGCUAAGUUAGCUCGUAAGCUAGCUGUACUUAGCUAACCUAAUGAUGUGGCUAGUGGAAACCCCCGGCCUGGUUCGUACCAGCGACAAAAUGAAACGUGGCUCCAUAGAGAUGAAUUGACUGAGUCAGAAACCUGACAGACCUGGUCCGACUCCGACGACAGGAAACGCCCCCCCUGCCAUGGCAGCUGGUGUCAGCGUCCUGAGUGACCUGCCUUACUCCAUGACUGGAGCGAGUAGAGCGAUCAGCAGAGAGAUGGAGACAGCCAAUGUGAGGGUACCCACUGCAAAGUACACCAAGAUGGGGGAGACUCUGAGGCACGUCAUCCCUGGCCACAUGCAGUGCUCCAUGGCCUGUGGAGGAAAAGCCUGUAAAUAUGAAAACCCCUCUCGCUGGAGCGAUGAGGAGCAGGCGAUCAAAGGGCUCUACUCGUCCUGGAUCACUGACAACUUGCUCGCCAUGGCAAGGCCUUCAACUGAAAUCAUAGAGAAAUAUAAUGUAAUUGAACAGUUUCAAAGGUGUGGUUUGAAGACGGUCAUCAACCUGCAGCGGCCCGGAGAACACGCCAGCUGUGGGAACCCAUUGGAGCAGGAGAGCGGUUUCACUUAUCGACCCGAGACUUUCAUGGAGGCAGGAAUCUAUUACUACAACUUUGGCUGGAAGGACUAUGGCGUGGCGUCUCUGACUACGAUCCUUGACAUGGUGAAAGUCAUGUCAUUUGCCGUACAAGAAGGGAAAAUGGCAGUUCACUGCCAUGCUGGUCUUGGAAGAACAGGUGUGCUGUUGGCCUGUUACUUGGUCUUCACAUCUCGGAUGAGUGCUGACCAAGCCAUCCUGUUUAUGCGAGCCAAGAGACCCAACUCCAUCCAGACCAGAGGGCAGCUGCUGUGUGUCAGGGAGUUUGCCCAGUUCCUGGUUCCCCUCCGAAGCAUCUUCUCCUGUGCAGAACCCAGAGCCAGCGCCGUCACCUUGUCCCAGUACCUCACCAGGCAGAGCCACCUGCUGCACGGCUAUGAGGCUCGGCAGAUGAAGAACGUGCCAAAAAUUGUCCAGGUGGUGUGCAGGCUCCUCCUCGACAUUGCGGCCAACAGACAAACAGUGAUCGAGCAGAGGUGGCUGGAGAUCCCCGACCUCACAGCAGAGGUGGAGAAGACUGUGUCCCAGCAGGCCCUUCAGCAGCUGGGGAAGGAGAUGAGAGGGAAGGGGAUUCCUGUCCCACCUUGUUUAUCUUAUCCUCCAAGCUCACCAGCUCUGGUGUCCAGAUCCUCACAUGAUCAGCCCCUCACCAGUGAGAGUGACCUGGACCCUCUGUGGAGGCAGCAGCAUGUAGAAAGCCCUCUAAGAUCUUUGUUUGACAGCAGGAGACUCAGCUACAGUGAUAGUGUCCUUCACAAACUCGCACCACAGCAGCACAAUUUAGGAAAUCUGAAGAACAUCAGUCCAUUCAACUACCUGCUCAAACAUUCCUUGUCUCACAGCAACCUUGCAGCCAUUAAACAUUCUAGAAUGUGUAAACUCUAUCCUCAGGACAUUAUCAGCUUUCAGGACCCAAAUACAGAAGCAAGGCAAGACACUUGGUCUCCCUUUUUAAAUAAGCAGUUACAUAAGGGGCUUCAGAGUUUGUCUUUAGAUCUUGUAGAGCAGGAAAGAAAAUCCCAGUGUAACGCCACACUUCCAGCCUUAUCAACCCAAAACAGAGGUGGAACCAGUGAGGAGGAGCCAGAUGUGGACACAUUGGAAGGCGGAGCAGAGAAAGCGAUUGUCACAGAGGGUCCCUUCACCACCCUCCAGUCUGAGCUGGCUCCAGAGAGCAGACGCCUGCUGGUGGCCAAAGUCCUGGCCAUGCACGUGAUGGACAAAGAUCUUACCUCGAAGGUCUCACAGUGGCAGACAGAGCUGAACUCCAGAGAGGGGGCAUGGGAGAGGCUGUGCAUGGAGACAGAGCCUCUGGUCCUCUCCGGUCUGAUGUGGUCGUGGCUGGAGGAGCUCAAGGAUCCAGUCAUCAGCAGUGAGGAUAUAACAGCUCUGAGUGGGAAGACGGUAAACCCACAGAACGCCCUUGACUCUCUGGAAAAGGGUCACCGGCUCACUUUACUCUGCAUCCUCAACUGUGCUGCUCAUCUCCUGCCAAUGCCUGAGGAGGUGGAGACCAGUUUCCUCAAGCAAACAAUCAAAGUGUUUACCAAGAUUGACCCUGCCUCAGAGAAGAACGAGUCUUUAUACACGACACUUAAAGCAAUCCUGACUCCCAUUCUCCACGAGCUGCGGGACAAAGCUGUGGAAGUGAACGAAGCCUGACCGAGCCUCAGCGCCACGGGUCAGACAAGAGGGACAGUUCCUCAUCUUCGGGCAUUAUUGUAUUUGAAGCCAGUUCCUUGCAUCAGAUUCUGCUGAUUUUGUUGUUCUUUGAAGCGCUUAUUAGACUCAAAGCACUGCCAUCCUCUGUGUUAAUGUGCCACUGUGCAGCGUUUGAAAGCAUCUGUUUGUCGUCUAUUCUCCUGUAAUAUUUGUGUACUUGUUAGUGGAUAGGAAAUGACCGAGGCAUUCUCGCGAUAUUAAUGUAAAUGUUAUUUAAAUGUGUAACUCAGCUGUUAAAGCUACUGGGGGGGUCUUAUUUAAACCAAAACAUGUUUUUACACUGUGCAGAUGCUGCCAGGUGUCUUAUUUAUUCAGAUCAUUUUUUGAAAUGCAGAGACUAGUUGAAUAACUUUAACCUGAUGACAAGCUGCAAGGCUGCUUUGAUCCUGUAGAAUGUAAGCUGCAAGCUUUUUUUAGUCUGAUGCAAACUGUGGCUAUUGUUAUGGCAAUGCAAACCCACCAGGCCACAUCUGCUCUCCAAAACAAUCAUAUGUCCUUAAUACUGUGUGCACCGAAAAACCUCUCACUGUUCUAUUGUACAUGCAUUUGUAAAACAUCAAUCUGCCUCCACUGCUGCAUUUAGCAAAAUGUCUGCCUCAGUGUGCGUGUGUGUGUAUGUGUGUGCGUUCAUGCGUGUGUGGGCUGCCUCUCUCUCCUCACUCAUCUCAUUUAUGGUUUCAGUGUAAUGUAGUUCUGCUGACACACGCUGAACGUGGAACACUAAUGACUAUUAUAAUGAUAAAAAUAACAUUAUUAUGAAGCACAUGAGACAUACUGUGGGGACUUUUCAACAAGCACUAUUUUUCAUUGUACUUUGUACAUUGUACCUACUUCUUACACAAUUAAACUAAACUGACUGCACAA